Molecule: messenger RNA, 528 nt
Organism: Diaporthe amygdali
Lineage: Eukaryota; Fungi; Ascomycota; Sordariomycetes; Diaporthales; Diaporthaceae
Exons: 2
Coding region: 1-528 (175 amino acids)
Source: RefSeq, a predicted model, not a curated record
AUGGCCGACCAGCAACCAUCCAACAUCGAACCCUACAUCCAGCCAGGCAACCCCAUAACGCGGGAACCUCUGGAGAAGAAAGCGGCCAACAAUCUCGCCGAAAACCACUCAUCGACACAAGGGAACCCGAGUGUCCCUUCCGAGCGCCAUCAGGACCAGGGCACCUUCAGCUCCCUCGGCAGCGGUGCACAAAACGGCAGCGGGCCCCUGGACGCUAAGGAGGCGAGAAACACCAGCACCAGCGCCAGCGGGAAUGAAGACAGGCCGCAAAACCCAAAUGUGGAUGCAGAGCAACUAGCAACCCUAUCCGAGGGCAAGGUGGCCGACGCGGUGCAGCGCAAGAGUGGCAUCCAGAAGGCACCCGGUGACAGCGAGGUCAAAUAUGACGACUAUGCAAGUGACUUGGACAGGAAGAAGGCAGAGCAGGCGGCUGCGCGCGACGAGGUCAAGGAGGCACGGAAAGCGGGUUUUGAUGUGGAUGGAGGAUCUGCGGGUGGCAAUGUGAGAGGUGGUGUCCAGGUAGACUAA